This is a messenger RNA of Megalopta genalis, 2964 nucleotides long. The record is from RefSeq and is a predicted model, not a curated record. NCBI's taxonomy places the organism in Eukaryota, Metazoa, Arthropoda, Insecta, Hymenoptera, Halictidae.
AUCGCCCACACGAUUCCAAUGCACGGUUGCCUAAAAACAUUAAUUUUAGCAAAAUUGGGGCAUAAGAGACUAAACCAAGGAUAUAGAACAUUGCAAAACAAUUAAUUGCUCUUUGAAGUUUAGUCAACUAAUUAUAUUUUGUGUUGUUGCCAUUAAUUGAUUAAUGCUUUUAGGCGACUCAAAAUUGUACAAAAAUAUAUUUAUUAAAUAAGAGAGAUACGAAUUAUAAUACAAUAAUUAAACGAUCAUAGAUUUUUCACUCGCCACUUUCUCUCUUUGUCUAAAACUGUGAGGGCAUUGUUUAGCUGUGAAGCGUCAACCAAUCAAAGAAGAAGAAGCAGUUUCUCUACCUGCUUCAUAAUUCGUAGCCAGUUGCCCCCGCAUCGGCUUACUAUGGUGAAACAGAAUUGCUUACUAUGGUGAGUAUAUGUGGUCUAAGUCUAUAAGCCUUACACAUAUAUAACGAUUAAACUCGUCAAUAUGGCUGACAGUACGAAGUCCCCUUCCAUCUUUUCCUCCAACCCCUCGCUACCGGGCUCCGUCCUUUAGGCCCAUGGGUUAAACGCGUCCAACUAUAAAUAGUUGUUCACGAACUGUGAAUGAAAUGGUAGGGAGGGUGUAACGUGCAUACCGAUUAAUCUGACAAAUGAGAAUGAAUGAUUUAUGAUUCCGUAAGCCGGAUCAGUGAAAAGACAAACUAUUCAUGUAUUGACAAACACUGACAGUCAUUCAAGUUUUGCAGCGAAAGAAAUACUCUUAAUUUGAUUACAAAAUGAAGGGGAUUUUAAUUUUCGACCACCUCAACGAUAUUCUUUUUACGAAGUGCAACAAAAAGUUUGCAAAUCAUGUACAAAAAUUAGCUAAAAUGCAGGGAUUAAUUUCUGAAAAUAAGGGUUUGCAGAAUACAAGUGACACAGACUCAAGACUCAAUCCAAAUAUCAUAAUGCAAUUGUUUUCUCCUAUUGUCACAUCUCAGCAUGUAAUGGCUUCCCAAUUUGGUAAUUCUUACACCUCUAUGAGAUGUCAGGAUGGGACAAAUAUGGUGUUCGAUGAAUUUAUGGGAUAUACUUUUAUCUAUAUUUCUUUGGAAGAAGUAGAAUUGAUGAAAAGAUGUUUAGGUGUUUGUGUAGCAAUUAUUAGACACGUCUGUGGCCCAGAUGUUGGAAUAUUGAAGAUAAGCAGACAAAAGGUAUGCUUAGUGUCUUCUUUGUUAGAUGGAUGGGUGCAUCUGAGAAAUUCUGAGCAAAGCAUGCUCACAGAAGCAAUAGAACAAUUGUCGAUAAACACUGACUUGGGCGUAUCAAUAUUAAAAGUAUUACACGAUGCUUGUGACAAAUUAAAGACACAAUCUGAAUUCUCUAAUGUUCACAUUUUGAUACUGGUGGAGCAAAAGUUUCUAUCACUGUAUUCGAGUAAAAAUGCUCAUGACUUAUAUGCUUCUGAUAUAUUGAUGAUGAUGCUCAUGUGUUGGGUAGUAAAUCUAAAAAGGAAAAGUGGUUAUCAAUUUGGACAGUACGGCAACACAGAUGACCGGUGUGAUAUUCUUUUGCCUGAUAAUAGUUCUUCCAAAGAGGAACAAAUUGCUUUCGGAGUAAAGCUUGCAAACCCUACUUCAGAAGAUAUUACAAACUUAUUCAGAGGGUCAAGAGAAUCUUCCAUUAACGAGGGUUUACAUUCUUUAAUGGACGAUGACUUGUACAGCAACGUACUUCUGCUCGGAUCAGAACACGAUUACAUUGCUAACGCAGUUCACAUUUUUGAACUAGCCGAUGGCAUUAAUCUUGUCAUGAUAGCGGAAGUAACAAAUUUGGCUACAUCAUCCGGAUUAUACGAUAGUUUUCAUUAUUUAAAUAUUAUAAACGGUUUGCAACUUCAAAGAGACAUCGACGAGCUAAGACCAGCAUUUGAGAAUUUUGACUUAGCUAUGAAGAAAGCGUUAGAUGGAAUCAAGAAGAACAGAGCCAAUGUUAGUAACGACGUUGACAUGUGUCAGAGAAGGUUGCAAGUAAAGUGGGAGUUUGUUAGGAAAAAAUAUAUGGAUCUCUUGAAAUCCAGAGAUCCAGAAUCUGUUCUUCAGAUUGAAUCGAAUACAUCUGGAUUCACAGAUAAUUUAAAAGAAUUAUACAGAUUAACGUGCUUCGAUAAGAACUUCUUAAAGCAAGGCAUUGACGUGCUUACAACCGUAGGCAGGCUCGUUCGUCAAAAAUUGAACGAUUUCAGUGACUUCCUGAAAGUGAAAGCACUGAAGAACUUCACGCUUGGAUCGAGAACUUCCCUAACCAUCAAUAAAUAUCUAGAAGAGUUUCCAGGCCUUGUGCAUUUCAUAUACAUAGACAGAACCACUCAUCGGCUAACAGCUCCGACGUUAGACUUCACCAAUCCAGAAACUCUCACUCUUACAACAAAGAAGAUCUGGAAUAUGGUGAAACAAAGUAGAAUGCAUUUAGAAGAAGGACACUUGUCGGUCAUGUGGAAAGAUACAACAUUCAAUUAUGCUUACUUUUUAUGGUUUGAGGACAGUUCUGGAUCACCAUUAAAGUGUAAAGUUUACUUGAAUCACAUAAUGAAAAAUUUUCCAGUGCCGGGUAUAUUUUGUGGAGAUUAUUACAGAAAAUUAGCAGAGACAUGCUUUCCUAAAUUAUCCGCGAAUAAAAUCAGAAUUUAUGAACUUUACUGCGUCCAUCUCGGCUUGGCAACGUCAUCGUGCGUUUUAGAACAUUCCAGGAGACUUGCGGCUACGAUAUGGGAAGUAACAGGUGUCCCGAAUAAUCCUGCCGACAUACUUUAACAAUGUUCCAGCAUUUCUGUACAAAAAAAAAAGCUUAAGGUUCCCCAAUAACUUGAACACUUUAUAUACUACGAUUAGUAUUUGAAGAAACUAUUUAAAAAGAAAAACUCUGAAUUAUUUAUGAAGUAUUUAACACACAUAUUAGUUUGAUAUUUAUAAAACAUGGUAAUGCAAAA